GCCGCGGCGGCGGCGGCGGCGGGGCUGGCGGGCGGAGGCUGCGCGCAGACCGGAUGGGCUCGCCGGAACCCCGCGCCCCGCUGGCCGCCCAGGACGACGACGAGGCGGCCGAGGCGGCGGAGCACGACGGAGGCGAGCUGGACUCGCGGAGCUCGGCGGGCGACGCCGGCGGCGGCGAGCGGCGCGUCGACAAGUUCGGCUUCCUGGUGGCCGACGGGCAGGACGCCGGGGACCCUCCGGAGGCGCCGCCGGUGGAGGUGCCGUUGGACGUGCUGAGGCAGAGGGAAUCAAAAUGGCUGGACAUGCUCAACAGCUGGGACAAGUGGAUGGCGAAAAAGCACAAGAAGAUCCGGCUGAGGUGCCAGAAGGGCAUCCCACCUUCCCUGCGUGGCCGGGCGUGGCAGUACCUUUCGGGGGGCAAAGUCAAGCUGGAACAGAACGCUGGCAAGUUUGAUGAGCUGGACGUGGCUGUGGGAGAGCCCAAAUGGCUGGACGUGAUUGAGCGAGACCUCCACCGCCAGUUUCCCUUCCACGAAAUGUUUGCUGCACGAGGAGGCCACGGGCAACAAGAUCUAUUCCGGGUCCUGAAAGCCUACACUCUGUAUCGGCCAGAGGAAGGAUAUUGCCAGGCCCAGGCUCCCAUUGCCGCUGUCCUGCUGAUGCACAUGCCUGCCGAGGUGCGCUAGAAUUCCUCUUCCAGGCGCGCCAUUCCGUCCCUUCUCCCUCUGUGUCCUUCCCUUCGCGCUCCGGAGGCGGCUUCCUCUGGCUCGGAGGCCAUCCAGUUGGACGGUGAGAUUCUCUUCUCUCUGCUGCAGAGAGUCUCCCCGCUGGCAUACAAGCAUCUCAGCAAGCAGAAGAUCGACCCCAUCUUGUACAUGACGGAGUGGUUUAUGUGCGCCUUCUCCAGGACCCUGCCCUGGAGUUCUGUGCUGAGGGUCUGGGAUAUGUUCUUUUGUGAAGGCGUCAAGAUCAUCUUUCGCGUGGGCCUGGUCCUCCUGAAGUACACCCUGGGUUCCUCGGAGAAGCUGAGAUCCUGCCAAGGGCAAUACGAGACGAUGGAACAGCUGAGGACCCUGAGCCCCAAAAUCAUGCAAGAGACUUUCCUUGUGCAAGAGGUCAUAGAGUUGCCAGUGACAGAGCGCCACAUUGAGCGGGAACACCUGAUCCAGUUGAAGAAGUGGAAGGAGACCCACGGAGAGCUGCAAUGCAAGUCCCCUCCCCGCUUCCACGGCGCCAAGGCUAUCAGGGACUCUGAGCCGUAUGCCCACAGAGCCUUGGAGCCCUCUCCUUCCAUCAUCCUGCCCCCCGGUGCCGCCCUCCUCCCCAAGGGCCGCAAGAGCAAGUCGCGGAAGGACACCCCCAAAGGUCCCGUGAGCGUGGGCGACCAAGCCAACGGCCCCGUCCCCGAAGAAAACGGAUCUUUGCUGGAGCCCGACUCCUCCCUUUUCCAUCAGUCCAAGGAGAGCCUUAGUUCCCGGGAGAGCGAGGACACCUACCUGUAGGGGUGGGGAAUUGCACUUUCCAGAUCACCCACCCACCCACCCACCCCUUUUUCUCCCAGGCCACCCAAACCAGACUGGGAGGCGCCCUUCAUAGGAAAAACGGCAGCUGGGUUUUGUAAGGAGGGGAGGAAGAUUUGUCAGAGGGCAAGUGGGUAAGUAUUAGGCCUUCCGGUGGCCGAAGGGAAGGAAUCCCGUAUGUCUUCGGCAGCCCUAGCUGGAAAGGGCUAGCGCCUCUCCUGCCCCCUGCUCUGGUGGUGGUGGUGGUGGUGGUAGGGAGACAUUCUUGAGGCGGAGAAGCACGGAGGUGUCCCCCCCCCCCUUGCUUUGGGGGAAAAAGUGAGAUUGGCCGGAAUCAUUCAGGUAUAGAAACACAGGAAGGAACUGUAGCUGCCUAUAGAUCCCUCAGUUACAGGUGUGGGUUGGCUCGCGUUUUCAGAUAGGAAUAAAUGGAGGCCGUCCCCUUAACUCAGACCCUGCCCUCCUCUCGCUCGGUGGGCCGAAGGGCAAGAAGCUUCUUGAUUUUCUAUCCCAGGAGGGGCUGUGUCCCAACUUCCCGCGCGUGCAAUUGCCUACGCCCUCGAGUCGUACAUUCCACCCUUGAUCCACCCUUGAUCCGAGAAGCGGCCAGUCUUCUCUCUUGGAUACUACUACCUCUUUCUCUCUCUUUCUCUUUCUCUCUCUCUCUCUCUCUCUCUCUCUCUCUCCCUC
This is a messenger RNA of Notechis scutatus (mainland tiger snake), 2210 nucleotides long. The record is from RefSeq and is a predicted model, not a curated record. NCBI's taxonomy places the organism in Eukaryota, Metazoa, Chordata, Lepidosauria, Squamata, Elapidae.